Molecule: messenger RNA, 1006 nt
Organism: Hemiscyllium ocellatum (epaulette shark)
Lineage: Eukaryota; Metazoa; Chordata; Chondrichthyes; Orectolobiformes; Hemiscylliidae
Gene: itgb1bp1
Product: integrin beta 1 binding protein 1
Exons: 8
Coding region: 236-838 (200 amino acids)
Biological process (GO): negative regulation of focal adhesion assembly; negative regulation of substrate adhesion-dependent cell spreading
Cellular component (GO): cytoskeleton; lamellipodium; cell periphery
Molecular function (GO): integrin binding
Source: RefSeq, a predicted model, not a curated record
CAAUAAAGUGGGACACCGGAGAGUUGAGGAGGAAUUCAUCACAAAGAGUCACAUAUUGUGCAGUGAGAGAAACGUCUUAUUUCAGUAAGAAACCCGGCAAUUUGUCAGAAAAUAAAUCCCAAACAGAGAAGACAUCAUUCUACACAAUGGAGGGCAUGUGUUGUCAAAUAAUUAUGCAGACAUGUGAAAACAGAUGUAUUCAAGAGUAGAGAAACCUGUGAAACAAUGGUGAGAUAUGUUUCGAAAAGGAAAGAAACGUCACAGCAGUAGCAGUUCUCAAGGCAGUGAAAUCAGCACUAAAAGCAAGUCAGUAGAUUCCAGUUUGGGUGGUCUCUCCAGAUCUAGUACAGUGGCUAGUCUUGAUACAGAGUCCACAAGGAGUUCAGGACAGAGUAACAGUAACUUUGACACAUGCACUGAAUUCCGAGUGAAGUAUUUGGGGGCUAUUGAAAACUUAAACUCCAGUUUAUUUGAAUGUCUUCAAGGACCACAGGAUUUGAUUAAUUAUAUUGAUUUGGCACAGCAAUAUGGAAAACUACCCUUUAUACCAUCUGAAGAGGAGAGUAUUUUAUACGUCUCCAAAUAUGGUAUCAAAGUCGCAUCCUCUGAUCAAUUUGACAUUUUGCACAGACAUCCACUUUAUUUGAUAGUGAGAAUGAUCUGUUAUGAUGAUGGUUUAGGAAUGGGAAAAAGUCUCCUUGCUUUAAAAACGACCGAUGCAAACCAGAAUGAAUAUAGUAUCUGCGUGUAUCAGUGCAAUAGCUUGGAACAAGCUCAAACAAUCUGCAAAGUUCUAUCCACUGCUUUUGAUUCAGCACUUUCCUCGGAGAAAUCCUGACAAUUAUUCUCUUAACAAUAUAUUUGGAUUCAUUGUUAUUUACCUUGUUUUAACUACCUUCAUCUACUAUUGUUGCCUUAGAUUUAUGAACUAAGUGUAACAAAUUCUUAAGUUUGAAGAUGUCUGCGUUUCAAUAUUUUCAAUAAAUUGAGAAAUAAUUGUCUGUUA